Xenopus laevis (African clawed frog) is the source of this 3859-nucleotide messenger RNA. RefSeq names its product myeloid/lymphoid or mixed-lineage leukemia; translocated to, 3 S homeolog (gene mllt3.S). Gene Ontology annotation, molecular function: chromatin binding. The coding region runs from base 961 to 2721 and encodes 586 amino acids. The transcript has 13 exons. Lineage: Eukaryota; Metazoa; Chordata; Amphibia; Anura; Pipidae. The record is from RefSeq and is a predicted model, not a curated record. Gene Ontology annotation, biological process: positive regulation of DNA-templated transcription. Gene Ontology annotation, cellular component: transcription elongation factor complex; nucleus.
UUCACUUAGCACCGGGUAAUGUUGUGUGUGUGCGCGUCGGUGUGUAGGCUCAGUGCGCAUGCGCCUCUCUGCUUGCAGUUUCGUGUGAGACAAGGGGAGAGUGCAAAGCAGGCACAUAGGAGAAGAACUAGCGAGUGAGCUAAGAGAAAUGCCUAUUGCUGCCAUCUCACAGGCAAUAUCCUCCACCUCCUCUUGAUCCACCCUAUCUUUCUCUCGCUGAGGGCAACGCAUAAGAAGAAGGAAUAAGAGGCUGCCCCAUGAUCCCGUAGGCAUGGUCAGCUCGGCGAGUACAGGGGGUGGAACAAACCCUUCUCUCCAGCGCACACAGUGAGGAGCUCUGUCUGUACACACCGGCUCAGCCCCAGCAGCAGCACUGCCAUCUAUGCGCUACUGACACGGAUCUGGCUGUGCAGGCGUCCGGGACGCGUCCUUUUUACGCUGCUGCUGCUGUUGGGGAGAGGAGGCGCAGUGCGGUGCCAUGGGAAAGUAGAUGGGCAGCAGUUGGUGCAACGGGAACUGGAUGAGAGGGUCUCUGGAAUAAAGCAGCUGGUCGGCCUUUCUGGUGCAGAACCCUUACGUGUGCGGAUUUGACAUGGUGUGAGAAUUAGGAGUGAGAACCGGGGACACCGUCGUGGCUGGAGGUGGGUGGGGGUCACAGCAUGGAUUUGGAUUAACGUGACACCGAGCAAAUAAGUGGAUCUGCAGCACUUCACCUGGAUUUGGUUUGUGUCAAAUCGAACGAUAUUUCACGCGAUUGCGUGGUGGCGAAAGCGACAGCUGGAUCUAGAAAGCGGCGAGAGGACGGGGGAGCUUGCACGCAAUUACGCACCUGCGGCAGGCUGCACCGAGAUCUGGAUCAUUAAGGAAUAAAAAGCAGGGAAAGGUGGAUCCGGCGAAGAAGCCCCUGAAUCCCCCAGGCGGCAGCUGCACUUUGCAGUAGCUACAGAAGGCGCCGCUAGCAUGUGUGCUGUACAAGUGAAGUUGGAGCUGGGCCAUCGAGCCCAGGUCAGGAAAAAACCUACACUAGAAGGAUUCACUCACGAUUGGAUGGUAUUUGUCCGGGGACCAGACCACAGCAACAUUCAGCACUUUGUGGAGAAAGUUGUCUUUCAUUUACACGAGAGCUUUCACAGACCUAAAAGAGUGUGCAAAGACCCACCGUACAAAGUAGAAGAAUCUGGAUAUGCUGGUUUUAUUUUGCCAAUAGAGGUCUAUUUUAAAAAUAAGGGUACAGUGUGCAGCUGGCAUCUUCUUGUUUAUUCCCAGGAGGAGCCUAAGAAAGUCCGUUUUGACUAUGACUUAUUCCUGCACCUUGAAGGACACCCACCUGUGAACCAUCUUCGCUGUGAAAAACUCACCUUCAAUAACCCCACUGAGGAGUUCCGUAGAAAACUGCUGAAGGCUGGAGGAAUCAUGGUCAUGUCAGAGGGAACUUCUUUCUCUUCAGGAACCAGCCUCCAUCUUCCCAGCUUUCCUUGUAACUCAUUGUCAUUUUCAGAUGUAAAAAAGAGCAAAUCAUCUCAUGGAUCCAAGGACCCAAAUAAACUUGUUAGUAUAAACAACAGCAUUAGCUUGUCAAAACCCCACAAGUCGUCAAAGGAGCACAAAGAAAAAUCAUCAAAGGACUCAAAAGAGCAUAGAAGUGCCUUCAAAGAACCGUCCAGGGAACAUAAUAAAUCUUCCAAAGAAUCCUCGAAAAAACCCAAAGAAAACAAACCACUGAAAGAAGAAAAAAUAGUCCCUAAAAUGGCCUUUAAGGAACCUAAACCCAUGUCAAAAGAGCCAAGGUGUGAGAACAAUAAUAUCCUUACUGUAUCCACUGGACAUCAACAAGAAAAGAAACUUUCUAGCAAGAGGCCUCCACAUUUGGACUCUGAGGAUUUAUUUGCCAGGAAACGAAAAAAAAGCAACUCUGAGUCAUCAAUUAAAAGUUUUUCUAAUUCCUCACUCCUUAUAUUGUCAUCCUCUGACAAAAAGCCAUUUAGGGACAAAUCUGUGCAUAAAAUCGGGAAGGUAAAGAUUGAAAGUGAAGUAAUGGACAGGAAGAAGCUGUCACUACCCCCAUUUGAAGACAUUGUAGAUCCAAAUGACACAGACAUGGAGGAUAACAUGUCAUCCAAAUCAGAGUCAGGUCAACCGAGCCCCGCAAGUUCCAGUUCCAGCUCCAGUUCCAGUGUGGCUCCACCUCAUAACCACAGACAAGGUUUCUUUGUGUCCUGCCCAGGAUCCCUGCGGUCAAUUGUGAAAGACUUACAUUCAGAUGACAAUGAAGAUGAAUCGGAUGAUGCUGAGGACAAUGACUCAGAGAACGAGAGGCCGAUCCGCAUGCAUGGAGGGAGCCGAAUUCGCAGGAUUAGCCUCAGCGAUGGGAGCAACAGCGAAAGUAGUUCUGUUUCUUCUCCUUUGCGAAAUGAGCCUCCCACUUUGUUAAAAACAAAUAAUCAGAUCCUAGAAGUGAAAAGCCCCAUCAAGCAGAGCAAGUCUGAAAAACAGAUCAAAAAUGGGGACUGUGACAAGGCAUACCUAGAUGAAUUAGUUGAGCUUCACCGAAGAUUAAUGACUCUAAGAGAAAGACAUGUACUUCAGCAGAUAGUGAAUCUAAUAGAAGAAACAGGACACUUCCAUAUUACAAAUACAACAUUUGACUUUGACCUUUGUUCCCUUGACAAAACCACAGUCCGUAAACUACAGAGCUACCUGGAAACAACCGGGGCUUCUUGAGCCUGCCUUGUGUGGACAAUUUAAGGACAGGAAGAAAUACUGAACUGUUCAGGAUAACAUAAAUAGAUCCAGGUUCUCAAGAAAAAAUGGAUAAAGAAAACCUCUGCCUACUUUUUUUCCUUUUUUUGUUGUUUCCUGAGAUCACAGAUGAAGAAAGAAUAAAACAUGACACACGGAAAGUUAUCCUUCCUCACUAUGUUUUUGAGAUUAAACCUGGAAAACCUUGAAAUUAAAAAAGACAUACAAUGUUAUUUCCUAAAUUAAUGUGUUCGGUAUCAUGUGACGUUUCGUGGCUUCCACAAGACGUAUGCAUGUUAUUCACGCACUGCCUUACUACGUGACUGCUUUAUUUAUUACUGCAUACAUGUAUUCCAAAAGUCAUUGUGGAAUGACACUACCAUAUGCUUCAAGCCACUAUAUGCUCCAUUUUUUGAGCGCAACCCAUCGCCAGAAUUCAAGUGACUGUAUUUGCAGGAAAGUUUUUCCAGCCAAGCAGCAAACACUUACUUACUGUUUUCACUGGUUUGUUUUUAGGAAAUAUAGACACAGGAAAAAAAAAAAGCGGACCAAGCUCAGUUUUACUGUUAGCCUAAUUCAGGGUAUUUGUCUCAAUUAAAUCAUCAAAUGAACAGUCUUUCAAAAACAGCAACAAACAAAUGCACCAAAUAGCAUUAUGUGACUCGUAGCCUUACUAGAAAAAUACUGUAAGUAGGAUGUCUUGGCAAAAAGUGUUGAGCUGAUCUGGAUCCAACAUUGUUUGUCUAAUCAGUAUGUUUGUGUCUUUAUAUAUAUAUAUAUAUAUAUAUAUAUAUAUAUAUAUAUAUAUAUAUAUAUAUAUAUAUAUAUAUAUAUAUAUAUAAAGAGUAACAGCAGCCAACAGUUUCUUUGUUGAAAAGCACCCUGGCCCCUCCCCCCUGUCAUUCUUGUCUAAAGAAAUGGUGUAGAAAUUUCUUUAUUUGGAACUAUUUAUUACAAGUUUCCGCUGUCUGUUGAUGGCGGUUGUUAAUUAUUGUUACUAUGGACAUUUAAGUGGCAUUCAAAGUUAGUAUUUUUUUUUCUCUGUAUGUUAUAUAUUUGUUUAUGGUUCACUAAUGUAAACUUUUUUUUCUACUUGGAAAUUAAAUUCAUUUUCCUUGAA